Molecule: messenger RNA, 15509 nt
Organism: Motacilla alba alba
Lineage: Eukaryota; Metazoa; Chordata; Aves; Passeriformes; Motacillidae
Gene: GPC6
Product: glypican 6
Exons: 10
Biological process (GO): regulation of signal transduction; cell migration; regulation of protein localization to membrane
Cellular component (GO): plasma membrane; extracellular region; cell surface
Source: RefSeq, a predicted model, not a curated record
UUUCGGUUGUGGGGUGUCUGCUUGUGGUUUUGGUUUGUUGGGUUUUUUUCCCCCCCCCCCCUUUUUUUUUUUUUCUUUUGGCGUGGGGCGAGCGCUCUGCGUUUGGAGAAGGAGCCGGAGGGACAAGGCUACCGCUCUCCUGCCCCCGCCGUGCGCGCAUGUGUGCGUGUGCGCGCCCAUCUCCCCCCCGCCUCGCAAAAGUUUGCCUGGGCAGCCGGGGGGCUCCCGGGCCGCCGCCCCCUCAGCCGGGGGGAGCGGCGGAGGCGCGGCGGAGCGGCGGAGGCGGCGGCGCGGGACUUGCGCGCCGCGCGGGAGUUGCGCUCCGCGCCAUGCCGGCGGCGCGGGGGGCUGCGCGGCGCUGCGCUCUGGCGGGGUCGCUGCUGCCGGUGCCGCCGCCGCCGCUCCUGCUGCUGCUGCUGCUGCUGCCCGGUGCUGCCGGCCGCGGGGACCGAGGGCAAGGCGCGGAGCUGCGGCGAGGUGCGGCAGGCGUACAGCGCCAAGGGCUUCAGCCUGGCCAGCGUGCCCUACCAGGAGAUCGCAGGGGAACAUUUGAGAAUCUGCCCUCAGGAAUAUACAUGCUGCACCUCAGAAAUGGAGGACAAGUUAAGCCAACAGAGCAAACUGGAGUUUGAAAACUUAGUGGAGGAGACAAGUCACUUCGUACGCACGACUUUUGUAUCCCGGCACAAGAAGUUUGACGAGUUUUUCCGAGAACUUCUGGAGAAUGCGGAGCGAUCCUUGAAUGACAUGUUUGUCCGGACAUACGGCAUGCUGUACAUGCAGAACUCUGAGGUGUUCCAGGACCUCUUCACGGAGCUGAAGCGCUAUUACACGGGAGGCAACGUCAACCUGGAGGAAAUGCUGAACGACUUCUGGGCUCGGCUGCUGGAGCGGAUGUUCCAGCUUAUAAACCCCCAGUACCAUUUCAGUGAGGACUACCUGGAGUGUGUGAGCAAGUACACAGACCAGCUGAAGCCCUUUGGAGAUGUGCCCAGGAAGCUGAAGGUUCAAGUGACUAGAGCGUUCAUUGCUGCACGCACCUUUGUUCAGGGGCUGACAGUAGGCAGAGAGGUUGCGAACAGAGUAUCCAAGGUCAGUCCCACCCCAGGGUGCAUCCGGGCGUUAAUGAAGAUGUUGUACUGCCCUUACUGCAGAGGACUUCCCACUGUGAAACCUUGCAACAACUAUUGCCUCAAUGUAAUGAAGGGCUGCCUAGCAAAUCAGGCUGAUUUGGAUACUGAGUGGAAUCUGUUCAUAGAUGCUAUGCUUCUGGUAGCCGAGAGAUUAGAGGGACCAUUCAACAUUGAAUCAGUCAUGGAUCCUAUUGAUGUCAAGAUUUCUGAAGCCAUCAUGAACAUGCAAGAGAACAGCAUGCAGGUGUCAGCAAAGGUUUUCCAAGGAUGUGGCCAACCUAAACCAGCACCUGCCCUGAGAUCUUCCCGUUCUGUCCCUGAAAACUUCAAUACCCGGUUUAGACCAUAUAUCCCAGAGGAGAGACCUACAACUGCUGCUGGGACAAGUUUGGAUAGGCUGAGGACUAUCUGGAGGACAAUGCAACAUGGUGUAACAGACAUUAAAGAAAAGCUAAAGCUCUCUAAAAAGUUCUGGUCAACAUUGCCCUACACAAUCUGCAAGGAUGAGCGAGUGACAGCCGGUCUGUCCGUCGAGGAGGACUGCUGGAAUGGCCACACCAAGGCGAGAUACUUGCCUGAGAUUAUGAGCGAUGGCUUGACCAACCAGAUCAACAAUCCAGAAGUAGAUGUGGACAUCACAAGGCCAGACACCUUCAUUCGACAGCAAAUCAUGGCCUUACGUGUCAUGACUAACAAACUGAAGAAUGCGUACAAUGGGAAUGAUGUCAACUUCCAGGAUACGAGUGACGAAACCAGCGGCUCAGGCAGCGGGAGUGGCUGCACAGAUGACAUCUGUCCCACCGAGUUUGACUUUGUCACCACCGAAGCACCGCCUGUCGACUCGGACAGGAGGGAGGUGGAGGCUUCAGCCACACAGCCUGGCUGGUCACUGCAGACAUUGCUCGUCAUCUUCCUCAGCCUCGUACUGCAGAGACAGUGGAGAUAAUCCUGGAUCUAGUCAGACAAACUGUGUUUUAGCUACAGAAACAGCCUACUUUCUUCUUUUCUUAUACUCUUGGACAAUGGACCAUGCCACAAACGCAGUUUUCUACAAGAUGGCAGUUACUGCAACCUGCUUCCCAUUUUAGUUUUCCCAAAGAGUACCAGGUGCCAGACUGAACUGCUUCCGGCUUUUUUCAGAUAUCUCUGAAGACAAUAUCCACUCUUAAGAGAAUUCUUUCUCAAUACUUUAUUACAGGAGACUUUCUGCGCUUCAUUUCCUUUUAUGCUGCAAAAGGGAAAAAAGAUCUUAGAGUAUGUGUUUUUCCCCAGUGAGAAAAAAGACGGGGGAAGAAACCAAGAAAGUUUUCUUUCUGAAUCAAGCCUGACUCAAGGCUGCUGCAUUUCAACAGAAUAUCAACAAAACAAAUAAACAAACAAACAAAAAAGACAAGAAAGGAACAAAAAAAAAAUGCAACCGUUCUUCACUGACAGCCAGGUUUCCUUUAGGAACUUCUGUAGGAUGAUUCAGGUCAUCAGAAUGAUCACUGUUAUAGGGAGGAAGGCUGGAUUUUUUUUUUCCCCAACACUAAAAAAAUAUGUCUCAGCAGUGAAUGUCUUGCACUCCAUCUGCCAACCACAUCAGAUUGGUAUGAAGGUAGAGAAGCUGAAAAAUAAGUUUAUCUUUUAGUAUGGUAGUAGCUCCACUAGCUUCAGAAUGUCAUAUUACAGCUGCUUAGGAUUUGAAUCUUAAUGCCCAGUAAAAAUAUGAGUAGUAGCACGAUUUCACCUAGUUUCUUUUAGGAUUUAUCCAUGUUAUAGAAUUGUCACAGUUUUCCACUUAGCUCACCCCUGUGAGCUCACCAGCCAUGAUGGUAAUGUUAAACAACUCUCUUGACCCCUCACGGGUUCAGACAGAAAAUAAUCUCUUGUGAUGUAAUCUUUUCCUUUUGUUGCUGUUCUGACAUCGAUUAGAACUUUUUGCUACUAUGUCCAUUACCCCACCAAGACAGCAAUUCUCUAACAGACUAACAGCAACCGGAUCAAUAGUGUGUUUCACACCUAACUACAUCUUUCAUAUCAGUUAAUUUCAGUGUCGCGAGGAUUUCUUCUACAAAAUUUCAGAUCAAACAAAUAUAUAGUACUGACAUGGAGAUUUCUUUCACUUUUUUAGUCUUAGUAUGAUCAUCUAUUUUUAUAUAUAUAAAUAUAUAUAAAUCACAGAUUUUAACUUCUUAAUUACAAGCUCAGGGUUGACACUUCUUUAUAAGGAAAAAAAUGUUUGGUCAACCAACUCUUCUUUUUUUUGCUGCUCUGAAAAGUAACCCUUUAAUGACUGGUGAGCAUGAAAAUCAAAGAAGAGAAUUUUUUACAUAUCCAGUUGUCCAUUUCCUAUCAAGUUUGCAGGUUGGUGAAGAAAACCUCUCUCAUAUGUGUGUAUUUGGUGGAGGGGGCAGGGGGGAGCAUGUGAGUUUGUAUGAUAGGCCUAGAGAAGGACAUGGAUGUUAAUUGUGAUGGUAUUCGUACUUCAGAUUCUUCAAGGAUACAUUGCUUUAAUAAUCAUUGUCUAAAUGGUUAUGGUCUGGGAUAGAGUUUCCCUAAUUUGCAUCUGGUCAUAAAACCCAAGAUGGAAGCUGUUUAAAUCCUGGACAAAUGUGUGUCAACAAUUAGACAUCAAAAUCUUCCUUCUUUUAUCAACCACAGAUGAAGGAUUUUUGGGGCAAUUCUGCGUGGUGUUGAAACUACUUGCCAUAAAUUUAUUUCCUGAUUCUUACAUUGACUCUGGAAAUGGUAUACACAAAUUGUGGUAACACUGUAAAGCCAGCCAACCACAUUCCAAUUUAGCAGCAGAGCAGGUAGAUCAUAUCCAUUGCAAUCGCUUUUUCUUGUCAAAUUAUAAUUAGCUAUCGAUUUAGGCAUGAAAUUAAAAUAGAAAACACACAGCACGUUAGACUAAAGUAUACUUAAGCACUUUUACCAAAAAAAGUAUUUACAAUCUAUUUAUAUAGUAUGUCUAAUAACAAAAAGCAUAAGUUUUGAGCCACUUGUAUUCAAUUUCUUUUCUUCCCCAUUUGUUUACUUUGAAAUAUAAUGAUAGAUAGCAUCAUAGAAUCAUAGAACCAUGGAAUGGUCUGGGUUGGAAGGGACCUUAAAGAUCAUCCAGUUCCAUCCUCCCCUGCCAUGGGCAGGGAUGCCAUUCACCAGAUAAAGUUGCUCAGCCUGGCCCUGACAGGUGGUCUGUUCUUCUGGGCCCAGAUUAGUAUGUCUCUGUCUAAGUGUGCAGAUCACAUGGGUCUUACAUGGCCAUAGCAAUGCUUCCUGCUUCUCCAAAUGUUCUUCCAGGAGCAGGUCUUCUGAUUGAGCAUUUACUGUGCCCAGGAAGUUUAAGCCAAUUCUCAUAGGCUUUUUCUUUUGCCCUGGUACAGCAGGUAUCAAGCAGAAGGUCUUUGCUUUCAAUUUUUUCCUGAACUUGCACAUGCAGUUUCCUACAAGGAGAACUCUGUAAAAAUCUCCCCUGGUCCAUCUUUUUCUACCCAUCUCCACAUCCUCUCUACAUCCUCAGUAACUGUUUCAGGAGAAGUUAAGUUUGAUUUUUAUUUCUCUGGUUGUGUGUUUAUUUGGUGGUAACUGAUUCCAUUUCCGUCUGCUUAUUCAGGAUCUGAAAGCUUAUUGACAGGCUAAAGUGUCCCAAGCCCUCUGAUGCAAGUCCUCUGUUGUCCUUGCUCCACUCCGCUAGUGAAGGAGCUGAUGGACUCAUCGGGUUUUUGUGCUACAUGUUUUGGCACACAUGUAGGUGAUCUGAUGCCUAUUUUCAGCUGGUGCAGCCAAGGUGUGUGUCCAGGGUGCUCCCAUCUAUUUGCAGACUUCCAUGGACUUUUGCACAAGGAGUAAGUUGGAUCCUUUUGGACAAGGAGUAAGAAAGAACCAGGGGUUCACUGAAGACGUUCAUAACUGGAGGAGCUUGCCCUGCUCUUCUUGAACUAGAUCUUAUAAACUGCCACUCAAACAACACACCAGCUUAAUCUUUGCCAAAAUGUGAUUCUUGCGGGAGUUCUGCCAGAAAUUUUUGUCUUUCAUAUUAUUAUUUCUCCUCUUGUUUUGCUACUAUUCAUGGUGAUAUUUUGUCAGGAGAUGGAGAUGCCUUUGCGUGAAGUUACUGUGUAUACAUUUCUUUAAUAGUCCCUAAAGGUUGAAUACACUCUUCAUACAUUGCAUUUUUCUGAGAUUAAGAGAGCUAUUAAAUCUACAGAGAAAAUUAAAUUGGGAAUGAAGGACAGAAAAGAAAAAGCAUUCAUGUUCAUAAAUGUGAGAAUCUACAUAAUUUCCAGUUAUUCUAUUUGCACAUCCUUUGCAUCCAAUAGCUCUUCUUCUGAGGUAAUUUUUUGGUGUGCCACAAUUUAAAUAUUUCUCUUCUGUUAGCAGCAGAUAAAGUAAGAAAUUAUAAAGAAGACAAUUACAUGUUCAAGAAAAAGGAGCUAAGUUCUAAGGAAAAGUCCUUUGAUUGUGUAAACCCUCUAUGCUGCGCAAUCUAGAAGUUCUUCACAUGUAAUUCUCUUUUAAAGUGGAGGCUAAUAAAAAAUGAGGUGCUAUUAAUUACAUAAUCAUUGCUGUAGACCCAUGUGAGGUCUUUUCAAUAUUAACUGAGUUGUUUUUGCAUCAUCCCCAAAUUUUUCAUGUUCAUUGUACUGCAGAUUUUUCUACUGAUGAGUCAGUACAUAGUACUGUAAAUGCAGUGCAGACUACCUGGACUCUGGCCAAACUUAGGCAUUUCAAAAAAAGACAAUCAGAAAAAAUUGAAAAAAGAUAAUAGAAAUUUCCUGCAAAACAGGAAGAGGAGGAAACUGUGCCUCGGUGUUCUGGUAAGGGUUGAUCUAUCCCAGUUCCCCAAGAGGCAUCAUAGACCUCUGUCCAUGGAAAGCUCCAAAAAUCUGAGUCUCAGAUGCACAAAUCAUCCCAGUUCUGUGGGACUUUUAGGAAGAAUGAUCCCUACAGAUGAGUGAACCAGUUUGAGCUGCUUCCAUGCAAAAUGGCUUUACUGUGCAUGUGACUGAGCACUGGCACAGAUUGCUCAGAGAGGCUGUGGAGUCUCCCUCACGGGAGAUAUUCAAGAACCAUCUGGACAAAAUCCUGUGCUGUGUGCUCUAGGAUGAUCCUGCUUGAGAAGGGAGGCUGGACCAGAUUGGCCCACUGCAGUCCCUUCCAACCUGACCCAUUCUGUGAUUCUGUGAUUCUAUGAGCUGGAGCUGUUCUUGGGAGGUGGACUCUAUGUGCAGUGUCUCAGCAGGCAGCAGUUGCCUUCAGUUUACUAACUGAUUCUGAAUCAUUAUAAAAUGUAACUAUACUUAUUCACUGAAACUUUUAUUAUUUCAACAUAAAAAUAAAUUACAGCACUGAUGCAAGUUGUGGUUUUUGUUUUUAAUUUGCUUCCAAAGAUAGCCCAUUAGAACUGUAUACAGAAAAUUUUAGAACAAUUAUGCAAGUUUCUAUAGAUUUCAUUAUGGAUAUUUAAAAGAAAUCCACAUUUCAAAGACCACAAAACUGUGUUUAUUAUACUAACCCACAAAUGUUCAAACCUGCUACAGGAGAAUGGAUAGUAUUAACAACAGUGGAAUGUUACAUAAAAUUGAAAAAAGCCAUAAUUUUAAAGGGAAAUUCAGCAGUCAAAGGCUAAGUCUUAGUGUCAGUACUGAGAUUAUGUUGUCAAAACAUAAUAGACUCAGCAAUGCCUACUUUCAAGAAAAAUAGGGCAGGUGAUGCACUGAACAUGGCAAUGUUUUCAUUACAACUACUCAGAUGGACUGUGAGGAUCACAUUAAUAUGUGUAAUUAUGACUCUUUUUGGAUAAGAUAAAGACCAGAGUACCAUGGUAACAGGGUGCAUGAAGGAUAAAUGAUAUGAUAGUAACAAUUUCCUCCUCUGUUAAACAGUAUAGGAGACAUAAUGGAGAAUGAAAGGCUUUGAUUUUUAAAAUAAAGUUCCAACAUCGGACAAGAGUGAUGAUCUCAAAAUAAUUUAGUCUGAACAUUUUUCAACAGUCUGUCUUAUUCAAAUCUGCUGACCAAUAAAAACAACCAAUCAUUUGAGGGUAAUUUGCCAAAGUAACAUGAAGUACUCACUUACAGUAUCUACUUAGUUUUUCUACUAAGCUGAGUAUAUAGUUUAUGGUUCUGAUUGUGCAUCAUAUGAGGUCAUAACCAGACUUGUGCAUUGCACCUGUGUGAAAUCCUGAUGCCAUGACAAAGCAAAUGGGAGCUUUGUCAUUACCAAGGAUUUUGACUACAAUAAGGGAGAAAAAAAUAAGUCCCUUUUUUUCUGGAAGCUGUUCAUUUGUGGUUUAUUUCUGACUCUUAAUAAAACAAUAACACUGUCCAUAGAAGAAGUGAUGCUAGCAUUGUCACCUGCAAGUUUUCAACCUUUACUCCAAAGCAGUUGCAGUCUUUCUACCUGGUUUUCCCCACAGCUGAGGUCUCUGGACUUUCCAGGAGUUCAAGAAAGUCAUAUAUGUUUGUCCAUAGCUUAAAGUCUACACAUUUAAAUCAAAUCAUUUCAAGAAAUUGGGUCAGUAUUUCAGUCAGCUCUUAUUUCACCUUCAUAUUUAAUUAUGUAGCAUUGAUAAUUAACAAUAUAGCACACAUGAAAGGCUUUUGUUUCACACCAAGGGAAAAAACCUUCUUCCUUUUCCUCCUUUAUUCUGCCACCAAGAAAUCUGUGUGGUUUAAUACUUAAAGCAGUUGGCAGCAUCUGGUGUGUAGUUUGUUUAUUAAAUUCAGAACAGCUGCAUUACUAAGAGGAGUUGUCUUUUUCCUGAGAGGGAAUAGGGAGUGUGUCCAUUUAUCAUUAGCAAAAAAGAUGUACAGAAUGUCGACUAUUUAUCUUAGAUAUAGUGGAGGUCCAUCUGUCAGCAUUUCUGAAGAUGUUUUAAAGUCAAAUUUCCAGGAAAGACAAAUCUACUCCCACUAAAACAUAAAUCAGUAUAAUUUUCUUCCAUGAAAAUAAUACAGAAUAUGUGGUUUUCAGUUCCAUGCAUUGAGGGAGUUAGAAAGAAAUUUCAUUUCUCCAAAGUGGGAAGCUAGCCAUUUAGACAACUCUCCUUCUCUCAUCUCCUGCAGCUCUUUUGUAGCUCUCCAGGGAUCUCCUGAGCCCCCACAGAGAUUGUCUGAGGCAGGGAGCCUCCUGGGUAAGCAAGUUGUCCCUGCCAACAAUGGAGUUUGUUUUUCCAAGAUGAAUAGAAGGACAGCUGAGGAAUGAGUUGGGCAGAGUGACUUCAACAGUGAGACCCAGCAGAUAUAUAUGACUGUGCAGGAUCAACAAUAAAAUCAGGUGAGGGAACAGCUGGAGCCCCUCACAUCCAUCCAGCUCUUCUUUUCAACCUACUGCCUGUAAAUUUUCAGUGUAGUCUGAUUAUAACUAUCUACUCAUGGACAUAGCAAAGGCAUAAAUAUUGCUUCACAAGUCAGCAGUGCUUUGGUAGUCUUCUGCAAAGUUUCUCUCUCUCUUCUCGUUUUCCUGAUAGAAUGAAUCUGUAUCUUUCAGAGUCUGAGGAAAAGCCUACUACCUAAAACAGAUUUCUGUGUGUCAAUAGUCCAUUUUUCAUUUUUAAAAAGUCUUAUUUAGGCACAAAAGUUGUUCACAUGUCUCAUAAAAAUUACUCAAUUUCACUAUGCAUCAAAUGAGUUUUCUUCUCCAGCCUGAAAAUGACACUCAGAGGAGGCUUUGAAGAAAGCCCAAACUCCAUUAACCCUCUAAGUUUCUUAGAGGUCUCCCAAGUUCUGCUAAAUAUCCCAAAUACCAGGUUACAGGUGGACAGUGCUUCUUCUCAUCCCUCCUCUCCUCACUCCUCACCUCAAAGUAUCAUCCUGGCCCUGAAAACCUUUCAAAAUAAACACUUCAUCAUUUCAGCCAGUGCAUUAAAAAAAAAAAACAAACUUUUGCCUUUGUGUUUCGUGAUGAUAGAUAAUUCUAACUAAUUCUAAUGAUUCUAAUGCUUCCUGUGUGCCACAUAUCCUAUCUGUCUUUGAGUCACCAGUGUUGGCUAUGACAAUUUUCUUCUCCAGGCUGAACUGUCUUUUCUGUCAUUUUUAGUUCACUGGAUUUUCUAUCUCACUGUGUCUUUGGUAGCAACUACAGCUUCUAUUUUCAGACAUAGGAAGUAGCAACAGGGAGAUUUGGUUCACUUAUUUGGGAGGUUUCUAUUGGGCUUUAACAAACCCCACCUUUAGCUUUUAUUCUCUAUUCUAAACAUGUUUGUGUGGAUGUAUGUUCUGGAUUAUCUGACAUAAAUCCUGCUGACUCCUUUUUUCCAUCUAUGACUAGAGCUUAUAGGCUAUAUUUUGGGUUAUUCAUUCAGCUGUGGCAAAAUUCUACUUCUUUCUUAUAACUAUAGCCCAAAAUUUCUGUUUUGUUAUUGUUCGGUAUGCUGAUGAGCCAGCAAGGUCAGUGCCAAAGGACUUGUGGAUUUUCUGUAGCAAGAUUAACUGAAUGGGCAACAACUUCUGGAAACAAUUCAUAUUGCUUCUGUAAUUGAUUAUUUUGAGGUCUGGUGCUGGGUAUUUUAAAUUUCAUUUUAUUUCAUUUUAACAUUGAGGGCUUCAUUUCAUUUACUUCACACAUGGGCUACAUGUAUAUUACAUUGUAUGCAUAUAAUGUAACUACAGAUAAAUUUUUUCAGUCUUUAGAUCACACAGAAGAUUUUUUAAGCAGUUGGUUGAUCUUAGGGGUUUUUUUUGAGAGCAACAGAGUGAUGAUCAGUCUCAAAAAUUUGCCCAAAGAGUAGUCAGAGGUCUUCAGAUUUCAGCUUCAUGCUAUUAGUUGAGUUUCAGGUUCCAAUAAUAUUUUGUAAAUAAUUUAUGAAUAUAUGUGUGUACUUGAGGGGAGAUGAGGGAGCAUUUGCAUGUCUGAAAUAUUCUGACACUUAUUUUCAACUUCUGCCUAAUCUGAACACAAAUCUACAAAUGAGGAAUUCGCAUUCAGAUGUUCAAGGAAGUCAAACUAAAUCAAUUGAUGGACAUUUAUAGACAGACUCCCCCCAGGUUACUUUUUCUUGCUGAUGAGCAACAUCAUUUAAUUUCCACUAGCAUUUUUGUUACAUUUCUCAAAUUCAAAGAAGGGUGUUGUUUAAGUAGCUCAGAUUUCUUGGUUUGGGUAUCAAUUGACAUUUAUACAUGUUUGUUAAACUUUUAUGACUCCAGACAUAUGAACAUUGCUUGAAAGCAUGCAAAUUGUUAGCUCUGGUUUUUAUGCUAUAUUUCUAGAUUAGUAUUUAACAUAGCUAAAUGUGAAUUUAUAGGGGUGAUAUAUGAAUGCAAAUCAAAUUUAGAAUAAAAUUAGUUUUAGAAAUGAUGUUGGGUUGAAAAGAUAUUAUUAAAGUUUAAACCUGCAUUUCUACUGAUCUGGUUCUAACACUUUGGCUUAAUCUGGCACAACAAAAACCCAAAACCAGUUUAUAGCUCAUACCUGAAACUAAAUAGUAGCUUCAAAUUUGGGGUUUUCAAAUCAAAAUGAAAGUUAGAGAAAAAUCCCAAGUUCUCCCAUCUCCAAGCGCUACUUACAAAGAUAGAAUAUUUAGCAGCAUAUGGCAGUGUAUCUGUGUGUAUAUAUAGCAGUAUAUCAAGGCAGGGUUUAGAACUUUUAAGGGAAAGAUUCUUUAUGGCUUUGUAACUUCAAAGUAUUGUACCACAGAAAUAGACAGAAAAAUAUAUACAAUCGUUUUGAUACAUUUGUGAAAUAGGUUUCCCAGAACCUGAUAUUUUUUUGUGCAAAAUGCCUUAAAUCAUUUUAUGUAGGGCUAAUGUAAUGGAAUUUAUUUCUGUAUAUAGCCUUUUAUAGUAAAUACUUCGGAUGCAACACUAGGCUUUUCUUUCCACUGCAAUGAUAUACAGCCUUAUGAUUACUAACUAUAACAGAGAGACAAUGAAAGCUCUGCUUUACUAGCUGUGAAUGCACUUUCAGUCCACUUGUAGACUGAGAGCUUGGAAGCAAGUAGUGGUGACAGUGCCAAGAGCACCAAGACCUUCCUGACGGCCAAUGUCUGCAUUCUCUCAGUCCUUUGCAACUGACUCUUUUAUCUCUCAUGCCAUCUGUCUUCAUGAAAAUCAGCUGCCACUUAGGGCCUCAGAUCAUUCCACCAAGCACUUCAGGGAGCACGUUGUCUUUGUAGAUCUCUAGUCAGCCUGCAGAGACAGGCACCUCCAUACCUGGGAAGGGGUUUACCUCACUUCCCAGCACAGGCUGCCUGGGAUGACAAGGUUUGUCAUGUAGAAAUCUCACUUAAGUGCCUGGAGGUAGAUGCUCCUAGAGAGACAAGAGGUCCAAACUUCAUCCAGACCCUCUCCUGUGCUUUUUUUUUGUUGGCCCAAUGAUGACUCUUCUUCACACCAGGGCUGGAGUGAGUAGCCUGGAGAGGAAUUCCACCUGGAGAAGUCACAGUACAAUGACAUUGUUACUGGGCCAAACCAACCCUGGUGCAACCAGAUGUACAACCAACAUGCAUUUGCUGUUCUGAAUGCUCCCUGACACUGCUGUGUUUAUAUUCUUACUUAUAAGGCAUUGGAAACAGUCAAAUAUUCUAGAUUCAAACAGGAAAGCACAUAGGCACAAGGGAUAGAGAUCAAACAGGUCUUUUCUGAAAUCCCAGAUGUCUUUGCAAGGCUGGUAAAAGCAGUGCACAGGGCUAAAGCCAGCUCAGACAGUUAGCAAAGAUCAUGAUGCACAUAGCCAAAGGACAGGAAGCAAAUUAAUGCAGUGCCUCAAAGAGUGAGGAACUGAGAUAAAAACACCCUUUGCGUUGAAUCAUUAAUGCACUUAGUUGUUUGUCAGUCUCAGCCCUUACUGCAUCAGUGAAAGGAAAAUACACAUCUAAGAGGUCAGUAGAGAAAGCAAGGUUAAUACCUACACGUCAAUGCUGACAAACCAUUCAUACACCUCUUAAAAACAGCUGAGUGGUGUGACAGAAAUAACUCGUUAAAAGCUGGACAAUAAUUAAGCACAUCUUCAUCUGUAUCCCCCUCCAUCUCUUGAGACUCCAAAUGAAGAAAAUAUUUUUCCUUCCCCAGAAUACUUCUUGGGGGGUUGGUACUUGAAAUGUGGCAGAAACUAAAAGCCUUAGCUGUGAAUCACCCAUUUCAGUCCAAUAUUCUAGGCCUCCUGCUCUUCUACUUUGUUUUCCUUUUGCAUUUCUGAGAAUGGCAUAUGCAGAUAGUGCACGUGAGGAUGCAUCUCUUUCCCUGUAUGCACAUUUAUGUAUGCAUAUACACACUAUAUGCAUACAUAUCUCUACAAAUACAACCACAGACCAGUAAAUUUCAAGCACAUAUGCUAUAAGAGAUUAUUGGAAAGGCUCAUUUACCACAAUACUUGACAUAGACCUAAUGAGAAGAAUCCCAGGCAGGGAGUUGUGCUUUAAAUAUGUUUAUACCUUGUGUCUCUAUAAGUGUUGAUGAAAUUUUCUGAAAUAACUGGAAAAGAGUGAGCCUGCAGAACUUAAUUUGGCAACAUCUGCUGCUACUAGUAAGGAACAGAUAAAACCCACGAUUUUCCAGAUAAAAACAGCAACCUAGAUGGUAUUUUGGGGCUUUACUGAUACGAGUUUCAUUAUCCCUUGGUUUCUAUUUGUGCACAAAAAAAAAAAAUCCUGUAGAAGCUCACCAAGCAUUUCAGAACCCCUACUUCCUUCCUUUCAGGCUACAAUAAUUGUUAAACAUUGACUUUUCUACAUUUAUGGAAGUAUGUUCUUUAAAAAUUAGUUGGGUCAAAUACUGGUGAUAAAAACCAUCAUCCUAGUUGGUGGGGUUUUUUUAAAAAGUGAACUUAUAAUGCAUGGAAAGUGGCUCUUACUUCUAAUUAUAUCAUCUACCCCCCCUUAACUGAAUUACAGCUUUAUAAUCACAUUGCCACUGUCCAUCACCCAAGAAUGACAUGACACAAUACCCAAGGGAUUACCCCUGCAGCAAUUGGGUCUUUUUCAUUUCUUUCUUCUCCGCAUACUUUCCUCCAGGAAGUUUUGAUUAGUAGAAAUGCAUUCCGAUUUCCCUGUGGAUAAAAAGAAGGGAAGUGUUUGACAUUUUCCAGGCAAUCUCAGACAGUGCUGCUCAGCCCAUUGCCUUUCCAUUUCCCCCUGAGUAUUUACUAAGUCCAGUGCACAACAGCUAAUGUGGUUUUCACAAAACAAUGAUCAGUAAUGUAAAUACCAUUUCUUCCCUCAAGAUUUAUAAUGAAUUCUGAGUUUCUUAAGCUUGUUUCUCUCACAGUUUUUCAUGUUAAAGAUGAUAUUUGGAAAUCACAGAACAGUUAAAACAUAAACCAUUGUGUUUCUGUUCUCUAGUAAGAAAAGCUUGACUGCAGGGAUAUUUUCUUGGCAGGGUUAUAUUAACAGUCAUUUAUGUGCAUAUAUACUUAUACAUAUAUAUGUAGAGCUGCAACUGCUUCUUUCAUAUACCUUAAAAUUACUACCAGAUAAUGAAUGUCCUCCUAUUAAACUCAUUUUUUGUAUUGCAUCUUCCUGAAAUAUAGACAUUAGAAGACCUUGCUGCUUAGCCAAGGCAAUUUUGCCUGGUGCAAUAUUAUGUUAGUAGACAAAGGCAUUUGAAAAAGUCAUACAUUUUAUUUUCUGAAUCAAUACUUCUUUUGCUGCCUACUGAAAAAAACCUUUUUUUUUGUGCUUACUACACAUCUGAGAGCUAGAAUAGGAUUGUAAUAUUCAGUAACAGACUGAAACAAUAACUAGCAUUCUUAAAGAUUAAUUUUAUUUGCCCUGCCUUUUGCCUGCAAACAUUAUCCACAUAAUGCUUUUCAGACAGAUUUUACCUUGUUAGUUUCCUUGCUUCAUAGUAUACAUAUAUUAAUGAAUAUGUAUUUCCAGUGGUGACAGUGUAAGGCAAGCUCUUUCUCUCAUAGUGUUAUUCUACUGUUUAUUCAUGUGCAUAUUUUAAAUUUGCAAUGGCUUGUUGGAAAGUCUAAUUGAUUGUUACUGACUACUAGCCAGAGUUUUCUUUUGUUAAGACACCAUUACAUAAAAUUCUGAUCAUUACAUGAGAAUUCACUUCUGAUUGUUAGAUCCAAAUUAUAUCCUUUUCAAAAUCACAGCAAACUCCUUAUCAAUGAAUCUCCACUAAAACAUUGCGUUAAAAAUGUCAGAAAACACAGUUUUUCCAAUUGUCUUCAUAAUAAGAAAUAAAUAGAUUUUCUGAGUUAAACAAGAUAUAUUGGCCUUUAUAAGAAUCUUGCCAUAAUUGGCAAAGCAUUAAAAUAUAGAACUCACAAUUCACUAGCUCUCUGUGCAGAAAGAGGAAUAGCUCAGCUAGAAAAUACCAGAUUGCUCAUCAGGGAAGUCUUAUUGAUGUAACACACAUAGUCACUUGCAGACCAUCUACUACAGAUAUCCUAUAGGUACUAUAACUAUAGGUAUCUAUAGGUAUCCUAUAGGUACUAUAGCAUAGUAUAGAUACUCUAGGUACUAUAACUACUGUGAGAUGUAGUAGAGAGAGUCAAACUCUCUGCUUCCCAGUGCCAUGAGAUUUCAACUGUCUAUACAAUCAACAGACAGAAGCAGGGAAACACAUUCUUUCCACCUGCUGUAACUACAUAUACUGUAUGUUGCUCUGACUUUUCUCUGUUGACAGUAAAGGGUAUUCUUGGUCUGGCAUCACGGCAUGACAAGUUCUGUGACUGAUUCAUUGCCAUCUUCAGCUUAGAAACCUUUCAAUAGAUGCACAAUGCCAUAGGAGGUGGUUUGCACUCAGCCCAUUAAUCCAAGUAUUAAGAGAUAGGUGACCAAAAGUAUUAUUUUUGGAGAGGUAACUAAGUGUAUGAAUUAAGACUUCCCAAUGUAACUCAUUUAAAUUCAAACUUUAGAAGUGUUCCAGCAACCUGGACAAUAUAAUUUAUGCUGUGUGAGGACUAUGCAAUGGAGGAUCAGAAACACCUUCCCCAGCCUCUCUGGUCCUCCUCCCAGAGAACCUAGUGAGAGUUUGCCAUUGGCUCUAGUACCAGGAAAAGCACAUCUAACAAGUUUGAUACUAACCAUUCAAAUCUGUGUUUAUAUCCUUACUGUCUAUCUCUCAAACAGCGCUGGUGACACUUACUAGUUCAUAAUUACAACAGAAAUAAAGUGUGGGACUAUCUUUUACACUGUUACUUAAUACUCAGUACUGUAUGUAUAUAUCUAUCUGACACCUCAGUGAAGACUUUGACAUGCCUUAUUCAUUCUAGUUAUUUUUAUGGUAUUGGUUUUGUUAGAUUGCUUUCCCAUAUAAAGAAUAAAACUAUAAAUGUUCUGACUUAAAAUUGUCCAAUUCAUUUUUAUCCAAGUUUUGUUAAAUCUAAAUCAUGUUCAUCAGUUCUUCUCAUUCCCAUCACCCUUCACUCACACUAGGAAGGCAAUGUACAUUGGUGGUUUAAAAACAGGUAUUUGAUAUUCUCUGAUGGACUACAAUAAAUAUC